UGAGCAGCCAACAGUUCUCCGAGAAACUUUCAACGUGCUGGAACGAACAGAUAGGGAUUGCUGCCGAGACGAGACCACCGAAAAAAAAAACCUAAUCGCACUGAUUUAGAAGCGUCCAAUUUGCACAGCGUUAAUUAUCAGCGGCAGCGACAACACGAUGACCAAUCUGGCUCCCACCAUCCGGCUAAACAAUGGGCGCGAGAUGCCGAUCUUGGGUUUGGGCACCUGGAAGUCCUUCGAGUCGGACGCCUACCACUCGACGCGCCACGCCCUCGACGUGGGCUACCGGCACCUGGACACCGCCUUCGUCUACGAGAACGAGGCGGAGGUGGGCCAGGCGAUCGCCGAGAAGAUCGCCGAGGGAGUGGUGACCCGCGACCAGGUCUUCGUGACCACCAAGCUGGGCGGGAUCCACCACGACACCGGGCUGGUGGAGCGCGCCUGCCGCCUCAGCCUGAGCAACCUGGGCCUGGAGUACGUGGACCUCUAUCUGAUGCACAUGCCCGUGGGCCAGAAGUUCCACAACGACAGCAACGUGCACGGCACCCUGGAGCUGACGGACGUGGACUACCUGGACACCUGGCGCGAGAUGGAGAAGCUGGUGGAUCUGGGCCUGGCGCGCAGCAUCGGCCUGUCCAACUUCAAUGCCGCCCAGACGGAGCGCGUGCUGGCCAAUUGCCGCAUCAAGCCGGUGGUCAACCAGGUGGAGUGCCACCCGGGAUUCCAGCAGCAGAAGCUGCGGGAGCAUGCCAAGAGCCACGGCCUGGUCAUCUGCGCCUACUGCCCCCUGGCCCGCCCACAGCCCUCUCGGCAGUGGCCACCCUUCAUCUACGACGAGCACGCCCAGCAGCUGGCCAAGAAGUACGGAAAGUCCACGGCCCAGAUCUGCCUGCGGUACCUGGUCCAGCUAGGGGUGGUGCCGCUGCCCAAGUCCUCGAACAAGGCCCGCAUCGAGGAGAACUUCGGGGUCUUCGACUUCGAGCUGAGUCCGGAGGACGUCGCCAGCAUGGAGCAGUAUCACACGGGUCAGCGCACGGUGCCCUUCUCCGGGAUGGCCGGGCACAAGUACUAUCCGUUCCACGCCGAGUUCUAGACACC
This is a messenger RNA of Drosophila takahashii, 1098 nucleotides long. RefSeq names its product aldo-keto reductase family 1 member B1. Gene Ontology annotation, cellular component: cytosol. Lineage: Eukaryota; Metazoa; Arthropoda; Insecta; Diptera; Drosophilidae. The record is from RefSeq and is a predicted model, not a curated record. Gene Ontology annotation, molecular function: aldose reductase (NADPH) activity.